AUGCAAUUCAGCGUCUUUGAACCUCAAUACUAUCGUCGUCCUCAGUACUCAUAUGAGGACAUUGUCUCUUACUUGGCUCAACAAGAAUAUGAGAAUCAAUUGGCUGAGGAGUACAGACGGCGUCAGAUUAUUGCCGCUCAAGAGGAAGCUAAGCGACAGAGAUAUCUUGAAUAUUUGCGAGCGCAGGAAGAGCGAAGAAUCGCAGAGGAACAACGCAGACGUGCUUUAGUUGAGGCUCAAUAUCAGCAUGAACUUGCCCUGAGAAAGAAGAGACUUCAGCAGGAGAAGGCCCGUCAACAAGCGUUAAGACAAUAUUAUGAAGAGCAGCAGCGGGAACGGGAGCGUAAGGCCGCCCAGCUUUAUUACCAACAACAACCAGCAUUCUCUUUUGUUACUCCUUUCUGGAACCACCCUCAGUAUCAAGAGGAGUCCACAGAUGAAGAUGUAGAGGAUCCUGACGUUUCGGUACCUUCAGAUGAUUACGAGGAUUUGUAUUCCAGGGCAGCCAAGUGUUCCACUUCGUGUGUCCCUAGUCCUGCCAAUGACUUACCUAAUGCCAAACCAACGGAGAAUGUCAAGAAGCCUGUUUCCUCCGAUUCCAUGGACAUCGACGACUUUGUAUCUAAUAUCUUCACUCACUUCCUUGGUAGAGGAGAACCAGCAAAUGCAGCCGAAAAUACGACUGAAUUUGAGUCAAAGGAGUCUUUGCAAAAUCAAGAGCAAGCGUCAGAGAAGCAGCAAGGUGAACAAUCGAAUAAGGCAGAUUCAGACGAGUCAGAACCGGUACUUGAAGUUUCGGAAGAAGAGAGAGCAUCCACAAUCAAGGCCAAACUCAAUGAGAUAAGCUCUAAGCUUUCCACCGCAGUGGAGACCUAUGAGCGUCUAUUCAACUCAGAAACUUCCGAUAAUGAACCCGAUCAUCCCGACAACGCUAAGGCAUAUCUCUCUAGAAUCAAAAUCUUGCAAAAAACUCAAAUGCAAUUGGAAAAGCUGUACACUGAACUUGAUGGCAUUCGACAAGUGCCAAAAGACUUGAAGAAGUUGAAGCAUGACCUCACAAGCAAAUCAGUUACUGUUGCUGACAAGGUUGAUGAUUUGAUUCGGGUGUUGGAAGAACAUCGCACAGAGCUGUUGGAAAAGGAGUUGAGAGAAUCUGAAGAGGGAUCAAGUGGCUCUGAUACUGAAAGUGCUUCUGAUAUAUCUGACACUGAUCAUGAGGAACAGCUGAGUGAUUCUUCUGAAACUAGCCAACCAAAGAGGGAACAAGAAGAACGUCAACCAAAAGCCAAGAAAAUCCGAAGAGUGGUAAUUGAAACUGUUCCUGAUGAUGAUAGCUUCUAA
This is a messenger RNA of Sugiyamaella lignohabitans, 1341 nucleotides long. RefSeq lists its product as uncharacterized. Bases 1 to 1341 code for a protein of 446 amino acids. The transcript has a single exon. The record is from RefSeq and is a predicted model, not a curated record. NCBI's taxonomy places the organism in Eukaryota, Fungi, Ascomycota, Dipodascomycetes, Dipodascales, Trichomonascaceae.